Messenger RNA from Scophthalmus maximus (turbot), 2799 nucleotides. Its product is annotated as trichohyalin. NCBI's taxonomy places the organism in Eukaryota, Metazoa, Chordata, Actinopteri, Pleuronectiformes, Scophthalmidae. Gene Ontology annotation, cellular component: intermediate filament. The record is from RefSeq and is a predicted model, not a curated record. The transcript has 7 exons. The coding region runs from base 399 to 2519 and encodes 706 amino acids.
AGCUGCACACUGAGAGAGAGAGAGCGAGAGAGGAGGCUGGGUCAACUGUCGUUACCCCCCACUUAUUCUCUCAUUUCAUCUGCACCCAGUGCUCAGGCUCAUUCUGCGCUGCUCACUUGGAUUUGUUGUAUGGACCUCAACUUUCAGACAAAUUCUUCCAGGGGAUACAGCACAGGGACAGAGGAAACUGGGACAAGCGCUGAGAAUGUUUGGCAAACACCUCACAGAGGGAAAUGUGAGAGUGUGAAAGCUUCACGAUUCACCAGGGGAGUGCAGAUGCCCAUCCAUCGGCACAACGACACCUUGUGAUGAUCUCCUCUCUAAUGGAUGAGACGGCACUGAAGGAGACCAUCUACAUCAAAAGAGGCUGCAAGAAUUGAGUUAAACCAGCGGACGAUAUGGAUGACAACAUUUCAUCUACUGAGUUCGAGCCUCUCUUCAUCAGAGAAGAGGCUGGGGAGCCAGAGAGAACAGCUGUGGUCCAAAGAGAGUGCGGCCCGGCACAACCGGGACUCCCCUUCACAGGAACACAGCGGAAUCCUUCGACUUUGAUUAAGCCAUAUUUACGAGAGAUGGAUGAUUUGCUGAAGAGCUGCGAGGAGCUUACAUGUAUUCCUUUUGGCUUCUCAGAGAGUUUCACAGAAACGAGCUUGAUCAAAUCAACUCCUGGUCAGAGCAAAGAGGAAGUUACAAUGGAGGGUUACGCAGAAACAAGGGAAUCUCCUCAGGCAUAUCUUUCCACGGGGUACAUGGACACACACAUGGACGGGGCUGGAACAGAGGACGAGCCAGCACAAGGGCAGUUGCAAAGCACGGACACAACAGAAGCUUCUCACCAGACAGAAAUGCCUGUAACUUCCGUGGGAAACAAACUGAGCAACGCUAUGGUGGAGUAUGAGGGCCAGCUGCUGGGAAUGUUGGCCAUGCUGGAGAGCUGUAUGGAAGAGGCUGGGAUGGACUUUGAGCCCCAGGGCUGGGCUGCAGAUGAAAGUCAAGAAUACGUGCACAUCAGUAAGAAUCCGCAUCUUUGUAAGGGUACAACACUGGUACCCAGUCAGCAAGAGGCACCAGGGAAGCUGGAGGCCCAGGCUAUGCAGUUAGAAUCCUGGGCUUCUCAACAUGCAGAGGGAGAUAAAGUUUCUGAGGACAGUAGAAAUGGAUUGACAGUAGGUCCGACAACCAAUAAAAGCCAGCGGAAUCCUUUGCUUUACUGUGACAACAUGGUUGGCGACUCAACGGAAAGACUGGAAAGGUCAGGGAAAACAGACCAGGGGGUUCUUGAUUCGCAGUCCAGUUUUCCAGGGCCAUCAGAUGAAAAUGAAAAUGAUCCAAUGUACUGUGAAGGGACAAAAAUGAGAUAUAUGUUUGAUGACGGCACAGAAGCAAAGGGAGAUAUAACUGGGAUUGUAGUAGAAGACACUGAUGUGCCAGCUGAAGAGAGACAAGAGCUCGUGAUGGGCACCAUUGACCUGAGAUCUGUUAGGAAUGAAUUAGGGGAGUUGGGGUCUCAGAUGGAGGAGCAUAUACAGGAAGUUCAGCACUUGGAGAAGAGGAGGAGGGAGCUGCUGGCAGAGUUGCUAGAGCUGAGGGGGAAUACAAACAGAGAAGAGGAGGCCGAGGGGAGCACUGAGGAGGAAGAAGUGACAGAAGAGCGAAUGGACAGCAGAGUGUCCGAGCUGAUGAACAUGCUGAGGAGUGAGGAAGAGGGUAGGAGGCAGGAGAGGAAGAAGGAGAUGCAGAGCCUCAAGGAGGAGAGAGCAGAAGAGGAGAGGAGGUUGUGGAAGGUCAACCUGGAGAGACAGGGGCUGCAUGAGGAGCUCAGGAGGCUGAAAAGGAGGCUCUUCGCCAUGGUCAGGGAGUGUACCCACAGUCAGGCCUCCAUGAACAACCAGCGCCGUGAGGUGGAGCUGCUGAAGAGAGAAGAGGAGAAGCUGCAGUCCCUGGUGCUUCAGCUGACAGAGGAGAGCUGCCAGGUCAGGUCAGCCCAACAACAACAGCUCUUAGAACUACAGGCAAAACUUCAUGCCCAGAGCUCCAGUCAGUCCUCCAGCCCCCAGGAGGAGCUGAUCGAGUGCAGGAGGCACUCCUGUGGCGACAUCCAGCAGUAUUUGCAGGGUGGACUAAGAGCCCUGGAGGACAGGUACGAACCCAUUUUGCUGGCAUUGCUGAAAAGGAGAGAGGCAACAGCUGGAGCCCUGGUGAAAGCCAAAGAGCAGGCCCAUGAACUGAAGGCCCAGAUGGGACCGCUGAGGGAUGAGAUCCAAAAGCUGAAGCUCCAGAGGGCUUGUUUGGGGGAGAAACUAAACCUUUGUCACACGCAUCGCAGAGAGGAUGUGGGGCAGUACAAGGAGACAGUGUACUGCCUGGAGGAGAGCAGCAGAGAACUGAUGACCGAGUUGAAGAUUCAGAAGAAAAAAAACAAAGAGAUAGAGGAGUUGAGAGACAGACUCACCAAACAACUCCUCCUUUACAGGGCUGCCAUUAAGGACCAUGAGUGUGACCACGAGAAGAAAACAUGAUUGCUUUUUUAUUUUAAUUUUUUUUAAAUCAAGAACAUACCCGUGAGCACAGUUUUGAUUUAAUAACAAACUGAUCACUAUUUUUGUAUCUCCAACCUAAUGAAUGUCAAAUUUUAGUUAAUGCACUUUACACACAUUAAGACAUGCCGUUGUAUUUAACACACAACUUGGAAUAACUUUUAGUAAAUGUUUUUUUUUCAGAGCAGUCCGUUAGGAUGAACUCGACUGCCGCUUGUUGAGAGGUUUUGUUAUGAAUAAAGGCAUUUCUUGUGUCUCGUAA